UUCUUGUUUUUAUGUAAUUAACUGGCUUUUUCAAGCCAACUUAAAGUUUGUUCACAAAUUUUCCCUUUCUAGUCUUAUUUUAUGUUGCUGGUCACUAUCUUGUUGUUCUCCCCAAAUUCAGUUUCUUGGCUCAAGUCUCCUCUUAUAUGUCCUCUUUAUGUUUCCUUUGAUGACACAUAAUACCAGAAUAACUUUUGCAGAGAAGCAGCCCCCUAAUCAUGAUGCUCCCACCUUCAUGCUGCACUGUAGUUAUGGUGUUUUUCCAAAGAGUUCUAUUUUUGUUAUGUAUGGCAAAAGUAUAAAAACUUAUAACUUAAACUUUUUAUAACUUAAAACUUUUUUAGCAGUGUAGUAUUGGGUGAGGUAUAUAAACAGAGAUGACUGCAGCGCAGUUCAUUAUCGUUCACUGUGUAAUUUGUUCCCUACUGCUUUCAGGACAUAAUGCGGUUCUUUCUGAGUGUCAGCUUCUCAUUUACGUUCUUAACCUUCAAAAAUAUUGCGUGGUGCACCUGUGUAAAGGUCUUUGAAUUUUCCAUUCAAGUACAAAGUCACACAAAGAAGUUUCUGCUCUGCCCCAGUCAACUGUAAGUGACCAAUUUGAUCAAUAUAGGCCUUAAUAAUGGCUUAGAAUGAAUAAGUGAACUGUGAAAAUGCAGUUAUUUAAAUGUCAAUUAAUCAUCAGCUAGCAUGAUUGUGACCGAUACAAAUAAUCAUGCCCUGUUGAGGCAUAACUUUGGUGUACUUUUGUUUAAAAAUAAUAAUAAAACACACACACACACGUACACACUGAUUUUAAGCAUUUAAAUGUACUGCUGAUAUCCAGAACUAUAAAUGUGUAUGAAGAAGACUAAUUAAUGCUGUGGUGGGGUCUUGUUUUAAUUCAUACUGUUGGUACUUUUCGUUGUUUACUUGGAGAUUUGGUUUGUGGUAACUGGUCUGGAAACACAUGACUACAAUAACAACAGACUUGUUGUAAAUGUGUUGAGGAAGUCACAUAUAAGUGAUCAAAAGUUGACCCACAUCCGUUUACAGGCAGCUUCCUGUUGCAGUGGUCCUUGUUCUUCCAUUGACAGCUUUGGGGGCAGUAGAAAUGAAACCAGUUACACUUGGAGAAACUGUUGUACUGAAGUGUAACAUUUCUUUACACCAUGAGAUCUUCUGGUUGAGAGUGAGCAUGGAGGAAAGGCCAAGGCUUCUGAUGGUUACAGGCCUGAAGAGUGAUGGGAAAUUGUCAGAAGUUUGGAAUUACAAUUCCACCCAGUUUACGGGUUGUCUGGUGGACAAGUCUUUUGGACUGAAGAUUUCCCACGUCUUGAAAAGUGAUCUUGCCUCGUACUACUGUGGAAUUGCAGAUGGCAAACGCAUGGACUUUGAAGAUGGAGUGCACAUAUUUGCUAAGCCUACUCACUCAUCGAGAGAGAUAACAGCUGAAAAUAUCUCUAACUAUGAAAAAGAUGCAGUUCUUUCAGUGGCAGAAAAAUGGCUCAUCCCUUACCCAAUAUUUGCAGCAGUGUUGGGUUUUGGGCAGCUAGGAUUGGUGCUAGCAGUUGCUGUGGUGCAUGUGAUAAGCUGGAAGAAAAACAGACUCAGUGAGGCAUCUAAAAGGAAGCCCUUUUGAAAAUCAAUAUCUUGCAAUAUUGUAAUAUCUGGUCAGUUUUAAUAGUGAGGGUAUUUGCCGAAAAACAUACAUAGUCCUGUCAUCCUGCAUUUUGUUGAAAGAUAAUAAUUAUCUUUAAGAAUAAUUAAAAAUUACUUUGAUGGCAAAUGCUAUGUCAGGACUUUUCUAAGCAACAAAUAUACUUUUUGUUGUGUGUUAUAUGAGGAAGAGGACCUAUGAGUAGCCUAUGGAGCCUUUUAUAUUUGGGAAAAUAAAAAUAAAAACUGGG
Molecule: messenger RNA, 1886 nt
Organism: Pygocentrus nattereri (red-bellied piranha)
Lineage: Eukaryota; Metazoa; Chordata; Actinopteri; Characiformes; Serrasalmidae
Exons: 4
Coding region: 1091-1618 (175 amino acids)
Source: RefSeq, a predicted model, not a curated record